AUGGACAAAUAUUUUGAAAGCAAAAGAAUAUUGGUUACGGGGGGUUGUUCAGGAAUUGGAAGAGGAGUUGUAUUAGAACUAUGGAGACUUGGCGCCAAUGUAGUUGCGCUGUCUCAUCAGGCCAAGAAUCUUGAAAAACUGAGAAGCGAGUAUCCGUCGAUAGAAAUUGCUUGCGUUGAUGUUCGUGACUGGGAUAAAACUCGCGGAGUUGUCGAUUCAUUGGGAGUUUUUCACGGACUAGUUAAUUGCGCGGGAGUAGGGCUUAUGGAACCAUUUUUAGAAUGUAAGCCGACAACUUUCGACGAAUCUAUAACAAUUAAUACAAAAGCAAUUCUCAACAUAACACAAGUUGUUGCUAAAAAAAUGAUUAAUAAUAACAUAAAAGGCUCUAUCGUAAAUAUAUCUUCACAGGCUUCUAAGGCAGGAUUAAAGGAUCACGUUGCAUAUUGCGCUUCGAAAGGCGCCGUAGACGCAAUGACUCGAGUGAUGGCUAUAGAACUUGGACCAUACGGUAUACGUGCCAACACAGUGAACCCUACAGUCGUUUUGACCGAUUUAGGUCGUGAGGUGUGGGCCGAUCCCAAUAAAGCGCAAGAGAUGAAAUCGAAAAUUCCGCUUGGCAGGUUUUGUGAGGUACAAGAAGUUGUUGACGUAAUAAUAUUCCUGCUGAGUGACAAAGCAAGCAUGAUAAAUGGAGUCCAAAUGCCAAUUGACGGAGGAUUUCUUGCAACAUAA
This is a messenger RNA of Parnassius mnemosyne (clouded apollo), 735 nucleotides long. Lineage: Eukaryota; Metazoa; Arthropoda; Insecta; Lepidoptera; Papilionidae. The record is from the annotation of a GenBank genome assembly.